GAAAAGCUGCUGACCCCGGUGAAUAGUUACGGAUCUCAUGAUAGGAAUUUGAGGCCAGCCUUAGGAUCUGCUGCCUUUCACCCAGAGGAGGAAGAAUUCCGAAGGUGUCUCAAAUAUUACUUCAUGAGCCCCUGUGACAAGUUUCGUGCCAAAGGUCGGAAGCCAUUUAAAUUGGUGCUUCAAGUCAUCAAGAUCCUCAUAGUCACCAUUCAGCUCAUUCUCUUUGGGCUCAGCAAUCAGAUGGUGGUAACAUUCAAAGAGGAGAACACUAUUACAUUUAAGCAUCUCUUCCUGAAGAACUAUGCAGAUGGAUCAGAUGACAUCCAUGCCGUUUACACACAAGCAGACGUCUAUGACCAUAUCUUCCAUGUGGUGGAAAAUUAUUUGGCAAUUCCAAGUGAGACAAUUGGACGCUAUGCCUAUGUUCACCCAAACAAUGCUAACCAAUCAGCCCUCAUGCUCUGCCAGCAAUAUUACCGCAAGGGAAGAAUUGACCCAGCCAAUGAUACUUUCAACAUUGAUCCCAAGGUCAUCACAGAAUGCCUUGGUGUGGAUCCCCCAGAGAAGAUCCCUCCUCCAUCUGAUCUCAGAGGGAAACAUCCAGAUCUAGCAUUGGACCGCAGCUACAAAAACUUUACUCUUAAGUUUUACAAGCUCAUUAAUGUCACAAUUGACUUCAAGCUAAAAGCCAUCAACAUCCAAACAAUAAUCAACAAUGAAAUUCCAGACUGCUACACUUUUUCUAUAACAAUUACGUUUGACAAUAAAGCACACAGUGGCAGAGUGAAGAUCCGUUUGGAUAACAAAGUCGACAUUCAGGAAUGCAAAAACCCAAGUGUCUCUGGCAAAGGAGACAACCGUUUCCGGAUGUUCUUUGAUGUGGUGGUGAUCCUUAUCUGUGUCCUAUCUUUCAUAUUGUGCUCCCGCUCAAUUAUCAGGGGGCUUCGACUGCAGCAUGAGUUCAGCCAGUUCUUUCAGCAACGCUACAGCCAAAAUAUCUGCCUCUCUGAUCGCAUGGAAUUUCUUAAUGGCUGGUACAUUUUGCUAGUGGUGAGCGACAUCCUUACAGUGUCUGGCACAAUAAUGAAAAUUGGGAUAGAGUCCAAGAACUUUGCUGACUAUGAUGUCUGUGGCAUCCUUCUGGGCACCUCCACCCUCUUGGUCUGGGUUGGAGUCAUGCGCUACUUGAGUUUCUUUCAAAAAUACAAUAUCCUCAUUGUUACUAUGCGGGUGGCUCUUCCCAACGUCAUCCGCUUCUGUUGCUGUGUGGCAGUGAUCUACCUGGGCUACUGCUUCUGUGGAUGGAUAGUCCUGGGCCCCUAUCAUGUCAAGUUCCGCUCGCUCUCAAUGGUGUCUGAGUGUCUCUUCUCUCUCAUCAAUGGGGAUGACAUGUUUGUGACCUUUGCCAGCAUGCAGCAGAGCAGCUACCUGGUGUGGCUUUUCAGUCAGUUGUACCUGUACACCUUCAUCAGCCUCUUCAUCUACAUGGUGCUCAGCCUCUUCAUUGCUCUCAUCACCGGAUCCUAUGAGACGAUCAAGCAUCAGUGUGAGGGAGAAGCAUCUGUCACUCAGCUCCAGGCCUACAUAGCCGAAUGCAAAGACAGCCCUGAAUCUGGCAUGUUCCGCAAGGAAAAAAGCUCUUCGUGUUCUAUUUUCUGCUGCUGUGAACGAAGCCCGAUGCAGGAGAAUGUGUUGGUGGUGAACUGAGAGCUUCAUGGUAACGAAGGGGACUGUUUUGCUGCUUCCUGAUGGACUGUCUGGGAGACAAAGUGUCUGGAAGAGGACUACAAAUAAGCGAACAGUGGUCUUUAACAGCAGGGUUUGCGAUAUGAGAGGUCGCAGUGUGAGCCCUGUGUCUGUUCCCUACAGAGCUGUUGCAAUAGUCCUCUGCUUAAGAAGAUUCCUGGGGAGAAGGAGGAAGGAUACUUUUUAAAAUAACCAUCGCAUGGCUGCAUUAGACUUUAUUGAAAUCACUACAGUAGAUCCCACCUUUCUCAGGUUGGGUGAAACGAGAAGGUUUUCAAAGUAUUACCACGAGAAACAAACAACUUUUUAAAAAAAUAACUUUAUUUUAGAAGAAGAAAAAGGAAUAGUAAAAAGGACAUGGCAGGAAUAAUCAAGGCAAAACCUUUGUAUUACUUCUGAGAUCCUUAAGUCACCCAGGCUUCCACUGGGUAUUUUGGUGGAUCCAUUUGCCUCAGAAAGAACUGACCCAGUGGCAUUAUUCUUCAAGCAACAUCCAAAGGAGUGAGCAUCUCUCUAACAUGAAAUAUUCUCAUCGGGUUGGUACCUGGCGGGUUCGGAAUGCUCUAGAAUGAACUGAAAUUAAUGAGUGGGCCUGGGAGGGGCAAGUACAGCUGCUUAAAAACACAGAGCAAGACUUUUCCUGUUUAAAAGUGAUACAUGAAUUUCCAUCUUACCGGUGUUCUGCUGGUCUCUGUAGUAUUUCCAGGUGUGUGUCAUCUGUAGUGACCAUUGCUUGUUUACUGAUUGACAUUCUUCUGACCUUGCUCGUUAUGGAUAUCAGAAUUUGAACUGAAAACUCUCCUCGCUGUAAUGCCAAAGUGCCCCAGUGGCCCAUCAUUGCCCGGAAUUCUCUCUGGUCUAGUUCUGAUCCCUCCUCCGGUGACAGUCAAGGCUGGUCUCACCUGAUAAAGUUGCUUUGAGCAGAUAAUCUUACAGAUUUUAUCAUUUUAUCUUCAACUUUACAAAAUAGCUCCUGAUCCAAAAGAUUAAAAGCAUUGGGGAAUUUUUAUCUUCAGAAGCAGAAAUUUAGAAAUUGCCCUGUUGGACUUUUAUUACAGGGAGGGAUUAAUUCCAUCCUCCCACCUCUGAAUGUUCUUGUCUGUUAAAUAACAAGUUAGUUUUAAAAAAUCAAGCGACCCAAAUAAUGUUAAAUAAGGGCAGUUGUUUUAAAGCAGUAAUGUAAUACAACUGUAACAAAGAAUACAAUAUUAAUCUGAAUUUUUCCUGUUAGUAUAAUUUAUGAAGUACAGUUCUGGAUUAUAAGCAUCAGUUAUUUAUAGCUAACAGUAUUAUUCUAAUAAAUAAUUAUGAGAAAAACAUGAA
Molecule: messenger RNA, 3069 nt
Organism: Thamnophis sirtalis
Lineage: Eukaryota; Metazoa; Chordata; Lepidosauria; Squamata; Natricidae
Source: RefSeq, a predicted model, not a curated record